Messenger RNA from Saccostrea echinata, 1962 nucleotides. Its product is annotated as serine/threonine-protein kinase VRK1-like. Gene Ontology annotation, cellular component: nucleus; cytoplasm. The transcript is spliced from 13 exons. The record is from RefSeq and is a predicted model, not a curated record. Lineage: Eukaryota; Metazoa; Mollusca; Bivalvia; Ostreida; Ostreidae. Gene Ontology annotation, biological process: signal transduction; peptidyl-serine phosphorylation. Gene Ontology annotation, molecular function: ATP binding; protein serine/threonine kinase activity. Bases 115 to 1575 code for a protein of 486 amino acids.
GAAAUAAGUUUCCAUAAAGUUCCUUACUUGGUGUUACUUACAGCGUACCAUAGAAUGUUGAUAACUUGAAUUCGAGAUCAUCAAUUCCUGCCAAUAGAGAAAUAGGAAGAGACCAUGCCAAGGGGAAAAGCAGGAACUGCAGCACCUGCUAGGAAACCGAGGGCACCAAAAGGACCAAAGCUUCCUGCACCUUUCACUAGAGGCACUGUCCUGCAAGAUCUCAGGAAGAAACAGUGGAAAUUAGGGGAUGAAGUUGGCAAAGGAGGAUUUGGUCUUAUUUAUCUGGCAUCAGAGGACAUAGGCUCUCCAGUAACUUCAACAGCUGAACAUGUUAUAAAAAUAGAACCACACUCAAAUGGUCCUUUGUUCUGUGAACUUCAUUUUUACCAACGGGUAUCAAGACCAGAGAUGAUUGAUAACUGGGUAAAAAGCAAGAAAUUAAAAUACCUAGGAGUGCCAAAGUACAUUGCCCAUGGGAUGCACCAGAGAGAUAAAGAAAACUUUCGUUUUAUGAUCAUGCCUCGCUUUGGAACAGACUUGCAAAAAAUAUUUGAAGGUUGUGGGAAACAAUUCUCAAAGGAAACAGUUCUUGCUCUGGGAUUAAGAAUGGUGGAUGCCCUGGAGUAUCUUCAUGAGAAUGGAUAUGUCCAUGCUGACAUUAAAGCAUCAAAUAUGCUUCUAGGCUUCAGUAACAAACAGCAGCAGCCAGACCAGGUAUAUCUGGUGGACUACGGUUUAGCUCUAAAGUAUAGUCCAGAUGGUUCCCACAAAGAAUAUAAAGAGGAUCCAAAGAAGGCUCAUGAUGGAACCAUUGAAUUUACCAGCACUGAUGCUCACAAAGGAGUUGCUCCUUCUCGUAGAGGUGACAUGGAGAUUUUAGCCUUCUGUAUGUUACAGUGGCUCUGUGGCAAACUGCCCUGGGAAGAUAAUUUAUUGGAUAAAGACUAUGUUGCUGAUUCCAAAAUUAGGUAUAUGAAAGACAUUCCUUCACUGACAAGAGCUUGUUUCCGAAAAGGAGAAACACAAGAUGAAAUAUCAAAGUUUCUGACCCUGGUGUCAAAAUUGGGUUAUGAGGAGAAACCAGAUUAUGAUAAGUACAGGGCAUUGUUUCAUGAUGGAUUAAAGAAAUUAGGAGUGAAAGAUGAAUGGAAGCUCAAUCUUCCCAUUGCUGGUGCUCCAUCAAAGAAGGGAAUUAAGAGGAAAAGUGAUGUAGCUGCAGAAGCUUCCAGUCCCAAGAAAACAGCAGUGGAAAAAGUCAAAGGAACUCCAAAAGCAGUGGCCACAUCAGGCUGUCGUCAAACUACACCAAAACCAUCUGCCAAGCCCCGACAAGGCACACCCAAGACAGCAAGAGGUAGAGGCACACCGAAAGUCUCAGCACCUCAAAGUCAAGCACCGAUUAAUGGUGAGCCUGUAAAGAGUCCUCGUAAAAGUCCAGCAAAAGUUCAGACGGUCAAAAGUCCUGUGAAAUCUCCAGCUAAAGGCAGUAUAUCAAAACCUUCUUCAACUCGACGCAAAGUUAAAAGAAGUAAGGCUCCUAAGGUUGAUGCCUGUGUUCAGACUUCUCCUCGCUGAGCUACAGCUUAAAAUAAUGCAAAAAUAGGUUAGUUAUCGCAGGUGUUCACUUAAAAAGUUCAGUGGCUGGAGCAGUAGUAGACAUUACCUUCCAGUAAAUUAAAGUCUUGAUAUGAUUAUGACUACAUAAUGUACUUUACAAAUACUGAAUCACGUACUAAGCAGUAUAUAACAGUCUUAAUAUCUGAGGCUGUAGAUUGUAAGUUCACUGAACAGUGGGGCCAAUCUGACACACGUACUAUUUUACAGAAAUAAUCUUCACAUCUGUGUUCCCUUUAUUUCUUUGUUUUAAUCUUUUGAACUUUUUGUAUUAACUGUCAUCAUCUUGUCAGUCAUUGUUAAAAAAUGUUUUGUAUUUGAUUACAAAAUAAACAUUUUAUUAAACAA